Chionomys nivalis (European snow vole) is the source of this 391-nucleotide messenger RNA. RefSeq lists its product as uncharacterized. The record is from RefSeq and is a predicted model, not a curated record. The coding region runs from base 272 to 391 and encodes 39 amino acids. The transcript is spliced from 3 exons. NCBI's taxonomy places the organism in Eukaryota, Metazoa, Chordata, Mammalia, Rodentia, Cricetidae.
CGGUCGUCCCCACUAGAAGCCACUCUCUGUCUUUUGUUUGUUUUGCUACCGGAGGCCGCGGAGCAGCGGGUGCCUGCUGGAUGCCACGCGCUGCCGGGUGUGGAUUUGCCGGGCUCGCCCGCUCGGAUCCCACUACCCUUGCCUGCCGGGCCGCUCGAGUGCACGCGCCGCCAGGCUGCAAACGCCGCCAAGUAGAAUCCAGCCGAAGCUAUGUUUAUAAGCAUGGGCAGCUGAGAAGAUACAGCCCAGCAGAAGACUGACCUUUGAAAAUAUGUAUUUAGGAGAUAAUCACGUUCUAUUGAAUACCCUGUGCUGGUGCUGCCAUCGAAAAAUCUGGUUACAGUCUGGGGAGGCCUGCUACUGCUGCAGGACUGGACCAUCUCGGCCCUGA